Alternaria rosae is the source of this 2116-nucleotide messenger RNA. RefSeq names its product six-hairpin glycosidase. Gene Ontology annotation, biological process: carbohydrate metabolic process. The coding region runs from base 80 to 2116 and encodes 678 amino acids. NCBI's taxonomy places the organism in Eukaryota, Fungi, Ascomycota, Dothideomycetes, Pleosporales, Pleosporaceae. The record is from RefSeq and is a predicted model, not a curated record. The transcript has a single exon.
AUGUAAAAGAGCGAGAUCGCCGUAUGCUACAAGGCAUCGUAGUGUUGGAUUUUCUCAACUACAGAUCCAUUGGCCCAUCAUGAAGCUCUACAACUCACUCGCUUUCAUCCCUCUGUUCCAGCUGGGCUAUGCGCUCCUCGAUGUCGAUGCUAUUGUGGACAAGCACUACGGCAACGACGCAGCAUGGUACCGCGACCGCAUUCCACUUUUCGAGUCGAGCGAUCAGGACAUUACUGAUGUGUACUACUACCGCUGGUCCAUUUUCCGCGCUCACCAACGCGACCUAGGCGCUUACGGAUACAUUUCCACUGAGUUUCUUGACGAUGUCGGCUGGCAGACGAAGCCCUUCGCAAGUCUGAACGAUGCCACUGGAUUCCACCUGUUGGAGGGUCGAUGGUGUCGCGACCGCCGCUUCAAAGAAGACUACGCGACGUUCAUGUACAGCGCCAACAGUAACAGUCGCCAAUUCUCCGAGAGCAUGGCCGCAGCAGUCUGGCAGGGCUAUCUCGUUGACGGCGUAAAGGAAGACGCAAUCAAGCGCCUCUCCGACAUGACGCGCGUAUACGACGCCUGGGACGAUUCCUUCGACACCUCAAAGGGGCUAUACUACGUCGAACCCAUCCGCGACGCAACGGAAUACACAAUCUCCAGCAUCGACUCGUCAGGCGGCUACGACGGUUUCUUCGGCGGUGACUCCUUCCGCCCCAGCAUAAACAGCUAUCAGUAUGCCAACGCGCUCGCCAUUGCCAACAUGGCGUCGCUCGCCGGCUCCAUGAACAGCACCGUUGAUACAUACAACAGCCGCGCCGAAGCACUCAAACAACGCGUCCAAGACGCCCUCUGGAACACAACCUUCGCCCACUUCAUCGACCGUUACCAAGUCAACAACACAAACGUCACCUACUGGGACCCCAUCCGCGGCCGCGAACUCGUCGGCAUGGUCCCCUGGACGCACGACCUGCCCGACGACACCGCAGACUACGCAGAAGCCUGGUCUCACAUCCUCGACAGCGACAAACUAAAGGGAGAAGCCGGUCUGCGGACUGUAGAACCUAGUUACGAGUACUACAUGCGGCAGUACCGGUACGAAGGCCCCAACCCAGAAUGCCAGUGGAAUGGCCCUGUUUGGCCGUUUCAAAUGACACAAGUCCUCUCUGGCCUCGCGAACUUCUUGGAUCAUUAUGUGAAGGGGAGGGAGACGGGUGUUAUUAACAGCGAUGACUACACAAACCUACUCCGUCAAUACGCACAGUUGCAUCGAAACCCCGACACGGGCAUCUUGGAUCUAGAAGAAGACUACUACCCCGACACCGGUCUCCCCAUCGUAGGACUCAAGCGCUCACAUCACUACUUCCACUCUGGCUUCAACGACCUCGUCCUCUCUGGUCUCGUUGGCAUACGGCCUUCUGCGGACGACGUAUUAGACGUAGCACCUUUGGCAUCCGCCGCCCAAAUGAGUUACUUCCGCGCUGAACGCAUCAUCUACCACGGCCGUGAAAUCGCCGUACAGUGGGAUAAAGACGGUAGCCACUACGGUGGCAACAGCACGGGUUUACGCGUCGAAGUCGAUGGGAAAGUCGUUGCGUCAAGUCCCUCUCUGACUCGUCUUACAGUUGAGUUGGAGAGGAAAGCUCCGCCGGCUAUCACGGGGAAGAUCGCCAAGUCUAUCCAACUCAACUCUACAACAGCCUACCCACGUGGUUCAGCCUCGGUGGGGGACUCCAGUCAGUCAGUCACAUACCCCGCGAUCGACGGUAGAAUCUGGUUCUACACUGAGACGGACGCGAAGAACGGGUGGGAUACACCCAUCGGCAACGGGACUUCCAUCUGGUUCCAGAUCGACUUUGGCAAGAGUGUUAGUAUGAGUAGUGCUGAGCUAGCGUUCUUUGCGAAUCAGGAACAAGGGUUUGCGGAGCCGGAGAGCUAUAAGAUUCAGGUGCCUAGCGGGGGAAACGGUGCUGAGUGGACGGAUGCGGAGGAUGCGGUCUAUGGCGAAGUUGUUGCGAAUGGGAUUACAGAGGUUGAAUGGAAGGAGGUUGAGGGACAGAAGGUCAGGGUGAUUUUCACGCCCAAGAUGGGGAUGAAGGUCAGGAUUGCGGAGUUCAAGGUAUACUAG